Molecule: messenger RNA, 691 nt
Organism: Thermothelomyces thermophilus ATCC 42464
Lineage: Eukaryota; Fungi; Ascomycota; Sordariomycetes; Sordariales; Chaetomiaceae
Exons: 1
Coding region: 76-555 (159 amino acids)
Molecular function (GO): nucleic acid binding; zinc ion binding
Source: RefSeq, a predicted model, not a curated record
CUCCUAACGGAAGAAACUAUCUCGCAGCGCCACCAAACUCUCCCCCCGGCGCAGACGUCGUCGGCGCGCGAAGCCAUGCAGUCCUUUUACUGCCAGCUCUGCCAGAAGGGCUACUCGCGCAUGAACGAAUACGAAGCCCACCUCAGCAGCUACGACCACAGCCACAAGCAGCGGCUCAAGGACAUGAAGGCCAUGGUGCGCGACCCGACCGCCGCCGCCCGCGCCCGGCGCCAGGAGCAGAAGGCCGACGGCGUCAUCAGCAUUAAGCUGGGAGCCGCGGCGGGCGCAGGAGCAGGAGCGGGAGCAGGAGCAGGAGCGGGAGCCGGCGGCGGGUUCAAGAAGGGCGGGUUCAAAAAGGCCGGGUUCAAGGCCGCCUUUGUGCCCGUCGGAGGAAGCGCAGCUCCGGCGGCGAAGGAGGAGCAGAAACAGGACGAGCAAGAAGCGAAGCCGAGUUUGCCGGCGGCGGCGGCGGCGGCGGUGAAAAGUGACCUGGUGGAGAGCGACACCGAGGAUGAAGGGUAUGAGGUAUAUGACCCGCGCAAGCCUACAGACUGAAGGAGGGAGUUAGGCGAGCAGGGAAGAAGCAGAGACGGCCCCAACAGCAACAGGCACCAUCUCGGAUGGGAUUUUCGAAGACGGUCCUCGAAGACGAGGAGGCUAUCCAGACGAUAACACACUCGUCGAUGACGAG